AUGCGAGGAACAAACGCUCUAGAUGAUGAUUCCAUUUACUCAAAGCUCCCGAGCGAAAUUGCUGAUUUACGUCGUAAGGCUAAAGCUGCCGAUUUUAAGGCUAUGGUUUUGGAAAGGAUCAAGCUGUUCAAGAUAGUUGACAGUCAAGGAACAGACGUCAGUCAAUCAGAUAGAGUCGCCGCAUCCAAGUUGUUAGGUUUGGACGGAAAUGCGCCAGAAGAGGGGAAGACGAAAACAGAUGUUCUCAAGAAAAAAAUGACACUUGAAAGGGAGAUUGCAGAGUUGAUGAAGAGGAAGGCAGAGUUUGCGAAUCAAUUUCGUAUAUUGAAUGAGAAAUUGGAAGAGAGAUUGGAAGAGGUGGCGAGAAAAGAAGAAUUUAUUGAUGGAAAGAUAAAGAAAUGGACACAAAAGAAUUUUACGGCGCAUAUAACGGAGCGAUCUCAGAGAGAGAAGGGUGCUUUACAAGAAGCAGAAUCAGCAGCGUUGUUUAGAAGAGAAGAGGAGAUGCACGAAAGAGAAGCGGAGAUGCAUAGAAGAGAAGCGGAGAUGCUCCGAAGAGAAGAGGAGAUGCACGAAAGAGAAGCGGAGAUGCUCCGAAGAGAAAUGCAGGUCAUUGAAGAAGAGCAAAGCUCGUUACGAGUUCAAAGAUCGAGAGAAGCAGUAUUGUUUCCUUUUUUUUGA
This is a messenger RNA of Botrytis porri, 681 nucleotides long. RefSeq lists its product as uncharacterized. The record is from RefSeq and is a predicted model, not a curated record. The coding region runs from base 1 to 681 and encodes 226 amino acids. The transcript has a single exon. Lineage: Eukaryota; Fungi; Ascomycota; Leotiomycetes; Helotiales; Sclerotiniaceae.